GUCGUCUGUCAUUCUGUCUUUGUCUUUUAGGUUACCACAGAACUCUACAGACGGGUUCACUGUUUUUGAUUAGAUUUCAUUUGCAUUAUUUGUUAAUAAUUACCAUUUGUCAAGUUUUUUACUUCAAUCAAACAUGGAUACUGUAACCUAUUCCGUUCUGGGUAUUGUGUUUAUUGUGGCAGCUAUUAUCGGUCUGCUACUAUAUCAAAAGAAAUCUGCUCAAAAAGCACCCAGAGAGAGAGCCGUGCCUCAACAACGAGCACAAGCUGGCCCUGGCCCGAGAAGAGCUCAAGUGGCUCGUGGCAUCAGGCAACGCAACAGAGCUCAAGCUGCAGCACAACAUGACUCUGCUGAAGAAUCUGAAGAAGAUGGUCCUGACCCAUCAGACAAGAUCGAUCUCCCUGAGGGAAAAGUGGGUGCCAAGAAAUUGGCAAAGUUACAGGCAAAAGCAGAGCGAAAAGCUCAAAUAGAGGCAGAACAACAGGAAAGAGAAGAUAAGAAAAAAAGACAGCAACUUCAAGAAGAGGAAAGGCUGAAAGAAAGAGAAAAAGAACUUGAAGAUGAAAAGAAGAUAGAAGAGGCUGAAAAGAAAGCCCGUGAAGAGCAAGAAAGGAAAGAACAUGAAGAGUACUUAAAAAUGAAAGCAGCGUUUAGUGUGGAAGAGGAAGGUUUUGAGGAAGGGGAGGGUGAGGGUGAAGGCAAUCUUUUGCAAGAGUUUGUUAAACACAUAAAGGAUAACAAAGUAGUAGUUUUGGAAGAUCUUGCCUCACACUUCCGAUUGAAAACACAGAAUGUCAUAGACAGAAUACAAGACUUACAAAAUGAGGGUAUUCUUACUGGUGUGAUUGAUGAUAGAGGCAAAUUUAUCUACAUUUCUCAAGAGGAGUUGCAGUCUGUAGCCAAGUUUGUGAAGCAAAGGGGACGUGUCUCCAUUACUGACUUAGCUGAGAGUAGCAAUCAGCUCAUUAAUUUGAAUCCUACUUCCAGAUCAGAAGUUUGUUCUUAAAGUGUUCUGACAAAAUAAAUAUUUAUGUUUUUGUA
Molecule: messenger RNA, 1041 nt
Organism: Frankliniella occidentalis (western flower thrips)
Lineage: Eukaryota; Metazoa; Arthropoda; Insecta; Thysanoptera; Thripidae
Gene: Ddrgk1
Product: DDRGK domain-containing protein 1
Exons: 6
Coding region: 134-1006 (290 amino acids)
Source: RefSeq, a predicted model, not a curated record